This is a messenger RNA of Cyprinus carpio (common carp), 6295 nucleotides long. Its product is annotated as laminin subunit beta-1-like. Gene Ontology annotation, molecular function: extracellular matrix structural constituent. Gene Ontology annotation, cellular component: laminin trimer. Gene Ontology annotation, biological process: basement membrane assembly; substrate adhesion-dependent cell spreading; cell migration. NCBI's taxonomy places the organism in Eukaryota, Metazoa, Chordata, Actinopteri, Cypriniformes, Cyprinidae. The record is from RefSeq and is a predicted model, not a curated record.
ACACACACACACACACACACACACACACACACACACACACACACACACACACACACACACACACACACCAGUCUCUCUCUUUUUGUCCCUCCAAGGGAGCUUUUCUGAGAAAAACCUUUCCAGAGGAUAAUUAACAACUUAUGAGUUUCUGCUCCUGGAAAUCAUCUACUCAUGAUUGUUUGACAGCCCUUGGUGAUGGCCAGAUAUUUCAGUGUUCUCCUUCUGGUUCUUCCAGUUGUGGCUCAGGAGCUGCCCUCCACCCCACACGCCUGCAUGGAAGGUAGCUGUUAUCCGGCAACGGGAAACCUUCUGAUUGGCCGAGCUAUUAAUCUUACUGCCACCUCCACCUGUGGCCUGGAUGGGCCUGAGCAGUACUGCAUUGUCAGUCAUUUGCAGGAUGUAAGUAAGUGCUUUAAGUGUGACUCUCAGAGGCCGUACGAUGCCUAUCAUCACAAAAAGAGCCACAGGGUGGAGAAUGUCAUCUACCAAAGAGACAGCAGAGGAGAACUCACCUGGUGGCAGUCUGUAAAUGGAGAGGAGAAUGUCAGUAUUAGACUGAAUCUUGAGGCCAUGUUCCAUUUUACUCAUCUCAUCAUGAAGUUUAAAACGUUUAGGCCUGCUGCUAUGAUAAUUGAGCGUUCGUCUGAUUUUGGCCGUACAUGGAGGCCAUAUCGCUACUACGCCUACAACUGCACCAAGACUUUCCCUUGGGUUCCUGCCCACUCGCUGUUGUUUACUGAUGAGCUCAUCUGUGAGGAACGCUACUCUGAAAUUGAGCCAUCCACUGAAGGAGAGGUCAUCUACAAAGUGCUUGAUCCUGCUGUCCAUGUCAAAGACCCAUACAGUCUUGGCAUUCAGGAUUUGUUGCAGAUCACUAACCUACGGAUAAACUUCACUAAACUGCACACUUUGGGUGAUAACCUGCUUGACCGGCGUCCGGAUGUGCUGCAGAAAUAUUACUAUGCUCUGUAUGAGCUGGUUGUUCGUGGGAGCUGCUUCUGCUAUGGUCACGCGUCAGAGUGCGCACCAGUACACGGAGUGACCACCAGGGAUCCAGGCAUGAUUCAUGGACAUUGUGUGUGUAAGCACAACACUGUGGGAUUAAACUGUGAGCGCUGUAGAGAUUUCUACCAUGAUGCACCCUGGAGGCCCGCCGAGACUGAUAACACACACACAUGCAGGGAAUGCAACUGUAACGGUCACUCCAACCAGUGUCACUUUGACAUGGCGGUGUAUCUGGCUACGGGGAACGUCAGUGGAGGUGUGUGUGACAACUGUCUCCACAACACCAUGGGCCACAACUGUGAGACCUGUAAACAUUUUUACUAUCAGCAUCCAACUCGAGACAUCAGAGACCCGGCAGCAUGUAUCCCCUGUGACUGUGACCCGGUGGGAUCUGUGGAGGGUGGAGUUUGUGACAGUCAUACUGAUCUGGAUCUGGGUAUGAUUGGCGGUCAGUGUCGCUGUAAGCAGAACGUCAGGGGUCAGCGCUGUGACUACUGCAAAGAGGGUCACUAUGGACUCAGCCUUGACAACCCACUGGGAUGUCAGCCAUGUAACUGUGACUCCCGUGGCAUCACUAUGCAGCAUGCGCCAUGUGAUCAGAUCAGUGGCGACUGCUCCUGUAAGAGAUACGUAACCGGCCGCUAUUGCAACCAGUGUCUGCCUGAAUACUGGGGACUCAGUAAUGAUCUGGCUGGCUGCAGACCCUGCGACUGUGACUUCGGUGGAGCAACCAGCAGCAGAUGCAGGAUGGACAACGGUCAGUGUGAGUGUCGGCCUCAUCUGAUUGGUCGGCAGUGUUCUGAAGUGCAGCCUACGUUUUUCUGUGCUUCUUUGGAUAAUAACAAGUAUGAAGCAGAGGAAGCUUUAGGUCACUCCCCUGAUGAUCCUGCUCUUCCAGGCAACCCAAGGCCUCAGGCUGAGACUGACUGUGACCGACAGUUGCAGCAAACUUCCAGCGCAGACACGGUGCAUAGAGUGCAUAGAGAGAGACAACCGGGUCAGAUGGUCACAUGGACGGGGCCGGGCUUCGCUCGGGUUAAAGAUGGCGCUGGCCUCAAGUUCACCAUCAGCAAUAUCCCUUACGCUAUGGAAUAUGAUAUUAUGAUCAGAUACGAGCCAGAGUCCACAGAGGACUGGGAGGCUCUAGUGAGCAUCACGUCCCUGGAUUUACCCACAAGUCUCCGCUGUGGAAACAUGCUGCCCACAGAGCAGAUGUACACAGUCACAAUGCCCCACCACAGGAGGUACGUUGACAUGCCAAGGCCCUUUUGCUUUGAGCCAAACAACCAGUAUGUGGUUUCCAUCCGUUUCCAGCGUCAUGCUGUGUCUCACCGGCAUCCCACCGCCUUCACCCUGAUAGACUCACUUGUACUGAUACCCAGGUAUGAAGAGCUUCCAGGUUUCCAGGGUGACGAGGCCCUAGAUGAACGUCGACGUCAGGAGAUGGAGUUGUACAUGUGUUUGGAUUCCUUCAUGACUGUGCCGAUGCCUGCGCUGGGCGAGCAGUGCACUAAACUCAUCUGCAGCAUCUCCGCGAUCAUUUAUAACGGUGCCCUGGCAUGUCAGUGUGACCCUCAGGGUUCACUGAGUGCAGAGUGUGACAAAAUCGGAGGUCAAUGUCACUGUAAACCCAAUAUUAUUGGCCGUAAAUGUGAUCAGUGUGCACCGGGGACAUUCAGAUUUGGGCCAUAUGGCUGCACUGUAUGUGACUGCCACUCUCAGGGCUCUGUGGGGCAUCAGUGUGACCCUGUGACGGGCCAGUGUCCGUGCCAGCAUGGGGCGACUGGCCGCCAGUGCUCGGAAUGCCAGCCAGGUCAGUGGGGAUUUCCAAACUGUAGACAGUGCCAGUGUAACGGCCAUGCGGAGACCUGUGACCCUGAAACAGGUGCCUGCUAUGAGUGCAGAGACUACACAGCUGGACAGUUGUGUGAGAGGUGUGUAAACGGUUUCUAUGGUAACCCAAUAUUGGGUUCUGGUGAGCACUGUCGCCCCUGUCCAUGUCCAGGACACCCUGACAGCGGACACUCCAAUGGUGCUUCCUGUCUUACAGAUUAUGCCUCCAAUCAGAUCCUCUGCCAGUGUGGUGAAGGAUAUGCAGGUCCUCACUGUGAUCUCUGUGCACCCGGUUACUAUGGUGAUCCUAAGCAGCCUGGUGGGACAUGUCGGCCAUGCCAGUGCAACGGGAACAUUGACCCCCAAGACCCAGAGUCAUGUGACCCACGAACUGGCCAAUGCCUCAAGUGCCUGUAUAACACAGACGGCCACUCUUGCUCUGAGUGUAAACCAGGUUACUAUGGAAACGCACUCGCUCAGGACUGUAGGCGCUGUACUUGUGUAACUGCAGGCACUUUAGAGGACUAUUGUACUGAUGGAGUGUGUCACUGUGAUAAACAGACUGGUCAAUGCCCCUGCAAACCAAACAUCAUGGGUCACAACUGUGACCAAUGCACCCCCAACCACUGGAACUUCGGCUCAGACAGUGGAUGUGAGCCCUGUAAAUGUGCCCAUCCAAAUGCCCUCAGUACCCACUGCAACAUGUUCAAUGGUCAGUGUCAUUGUCAGACAGGUUUGGGAGGGCGACAGUGUAAUGAAUGUGAGGCAUUGCACUGGGGUGAUCCCAGAGUGCAGUGUGAAGAAUGUAACUGCCACCCUCUGGGGUCCGAGAUGGCUCAGUGUGACCAUGUAACAGGAGCAUGUGUGUGUAAGAAGGAGGCUUCAGGACGACGCUGUGAUGAGUGCGCCCAUGGCUUUACCGGAAACUUCCCCAAGUGCAUUCCCUGCCAUCCCUGCUUCCAGCAAUGUGAUGAUGCCAUAUGCCAGAUCGGCCGGGAUCUGACCCACAUCAAGAGUGUCAUUGCCAUGAUUCUGAAAAAGGGUGAGGUGCCCGGACUCAGCAUUGACCGCAUACGUGAACUGGAGAAGAAGCUAGCACAGGUUCAAGACCUGAUUCGAGAUGGAGACCGAGAGGGAACCUAUAACGUAAUAAGCCAGGCUAUCGAUGACUUAAGAGUGGAGAUAGCUUUGACUGAUGGGCGUCUGAUGAGCGUCAGUCGGGAUAUGAAUGUGACGGCAGACCUUGACAAUGCUCUGAAACGAAACCUAACUGCACUGGAUAAAGAACUGAAAGACUUUAACAAAACAUUUCAACCAGUGCAUACGGACCUAGAGAACUAUCUCACUGCAUUUGCAGACCAGUUUGAAAACGUGCGCAAGUACUACCAGAGUUCACUGAAUUCAGAGAAGCGCUGUUAUGCCUCCGUAUAUGGACCCCAAAGUCCUGUGGAACAGUCUGAGGAUACACGUAAACGUACUGAAGCCCUGCUGAAAGAGAGAAAGGACCUCUUCCUCCGCACAAUCCUCGCCAAUAAUAAGUCUUUGUCUGAACUGGAGGGAAAAGCUCCUGAGAUAGACCGAAAGCUCCAGGACCUCAGCAACAGGGUAUGUGGUGACAAUGGCACUGCUAGUGCAAAUAGUAGCUGCCCAAAUAGCCCAUGUGGAGGAGCUGGCUGCCGUAACAGUACCGGUGCGCUGAAGUGUGGAGGGAAAGGAUGUAAAGGAACUGUUGGUGCCUCAGUGACGGCCCUGGACAAUGCUACUGAUGUUCAUAAGAACAUGACCGCUACCAGCGAGGAGCUACAAACCAUUGCUAAAAAGCUCAGAGACAUCACCACACUUACCCAGACUGUGAAGACUCAAGCAAAGGACACACUUGAUAAAGCCCAGCGCAAGAAAGAACUCUUUAAGAACUCCAGCAAUAUAUUUAGAGACUUCAUUAAGAAGAUUAAAGACUUUUUGAAUGAGAAGGGAGCAGAUCCAGAAAGCAUUGAAAAAGUGGCCCAGCAGGUUUUGGCGAUCUCCUUGCCAGUCAACAGGACCAUAAUAGAGAACGUCUUGAUCAAGCAGAUCAAAGCCAACAUCGCCAACCUCACCAGUGUGGAGGGAGUGUUCAACCACACCUCAGAGAAACUGGCCAAAGUCAGGGAUCUGCUUAAGAGAGCUCAAGAUGCAAAGGCAAAUGCUGAAGGGGUGAGCGAUAACAUCAAUAAAACUAAAGAAGCACUUAAAACUUCUCAGAAUGCCAUAAAUAUUGCUGAGAAGAAAAUGACCACAGCCCAGGAAAACCUCAAGAAUGCCCAAAACAUCACUACUAUGGUGAACAACAAACUCUCAAAUUUAGAAAAAAACCUCAUGGAUGUGAUGAUGCGAUUGGCCAAUUUGUCAAAUGGAGUAGAUUCACUGAAAAAUAAAACGGAGCAGAACAGGGAGAUGACAACAGAUGCCAAAGCUCAGUCUGACAGUGCAACUCAAGAGGCUGCUGGACUUCAAGAGGAACUGGCAAAUGCUGAGAAUAAGUAUAAGGAGCUGAAAAAGAAGGUGGACUCCGUGGGAGGAACAGGAGAAGGUGACAUUAACCAGAAAGCCACGGAGAUGAAGAAAGAAGCAGAGGAGCUGCUGAAGAAGGCCACCAAGGACAUGGAAACCCUCAGAAACCUGGAGAGAAAGUUUAACAAGAACGAGCAGGAACUGCAGGAGCAGCGGGAUGAACUGGCAGAUCUGGAGAAAAAUGUUACAGAAGUCAGAGAAUAUAUCCUAUUAAGAGUCAAGGGCUACAACAAUUGUCAGUAGGAACUGUAAAUAAAUGACAAAAGCCUGAAAUCAGAAAUCAACUUAUCUUCUCAAUCACCCUCUGUGUGAUAUAUAUUGUUUCAUUACAGCCCAAAUUGCUGUUUCAUUUACGAAUCAGCAGCUUUGCUACUUAAUUGUUGUGAAGUUGAUGACAAACUUCAGAAUGGAGCACUAGGUCUUAUCGUCAUCAUACUAAAUAUGUUUUACUAAAUAUCGACCAUACUAAGUGGUUCUCAAACUUUUUCAGGCGUCGGUCUCAUUUGAUGUCCUUUUCACUGCUCCUGACUCGAGUCACCAAUUCAUAUUUUUUCCUAAACUGCUGUUUUGUUCUUAUUUUAUUGAAACUAGCAAACUUUUUGCUAGCUAAGAAAAUGAAACAAAUACUUACAUACAUUGGCAGAACCAUCAGGUAUGUUAUUUAAUGUUAACAGUGUCAAAAAUCAACCAAACAGACCACAGUUUGAGAACCACUGUACUAAAUGAGCUGCAGACCGACUGUUGUGUAGCCUAGUGGCCAAAAACAUGCACUGCUCUUCAAAUGUUUGGGGCCAGUAAGAUUUUUUUGAAAAGAAAUUAACACUUUUAUUCAGCAAGGAUGCAUUCAUUUGACAAAAGUGAAAUUAAAGACAUUUAGAAUGUUACAAAAGAUAACAACUAAGAUGAG